AUCAUGACGGAUUCCUCUUCCAGCUGGUGGAGUCGGACCUUUCUGAGGAGACAAAAGCCCAAGGAUCAGCACGAGAUCCCUGCAGAGGUUGUUUUCAAUGCCACCACUGGCCAGCAGGGGGCAGCAACUGCAGCCGCUGCCCAGGCAGAGGUCACUGUGAACGACUCUCAGCUGGACAACCGACUGGAACGAAUCAUAGAUAAGACGACAGCCAGCAGGGGGCGCGACCUUAAGGUGUCGCACUCUGGAAGGUUCAAGGAGAAGAAGAAAGUGCGGGCCACGUUGGCAGAGAAGCCAGACAUGUUUACACAAGGUGAACCUGCCAGGAAUGAGAUUAAGACGGCAAUGAAGUGA
Messenger RNA from Limanda limanda (common dab), 354 nucleotides. RefSeq names its product proline-rich protein 15-like protein A. The transcript has a single exon. The record is from RefSeq and is a predicted model, not a curated record. The coding region runs from base 4 to 354 and encodes 116 amino acids. NCBI's taxonomy places the organism in Eukaryota, Metazoa, Chordata, Actinopteri, Pleuronectiformes, Pleuronectidae.